Messenger RNA from Penicillium verrucosum, 2292 nucleotides. RefSeq lists its product as uncharacterized. Gene Ontology annotation, biological process: 'de novo' NAD+ biosynthetic process from L-tryptophan. Bases 1 to 2292 code for a protein of 763 amino acids. Gene Ontology annotation, molecular function: metal ion binding; heme binding; indoleamine 2,3-dioxygenase activity. The record is from RefSeq and is a predicted model, not a curated record. NCBI's taxonomy places the organism in Eukaryota, Fungi, Ascomycota, Eurotiomycetes, Eurotiales, Aspergillaceae. The transcript is spliced from 3 exons. Gene Ontology annotation, cellular component: cytoplasm.
AUGGAGGAAUAUCUUGAUGCCCAAGAAGGUGCCCAAGAAGGUGUUUGGUUUGGUCUCGGUGAAGGGAUUAUUGCACAGCAACUUAUGAUGUUCGCCGUCAGUAAAAUAUCCACAAUACUACAAAACUCUAGUACAAUCUUCAAGAACUCUCAAGAUGAUUCGUCGUCGUCCUACAUGGUUAACUUAGCCCUUGGGGUUAUUUUCCUCUCUGUUUGCCUACGAUUACUGACAUUGAAGACACGGUCUACCUCACCACCCUGCGAGAGAAUAAUCGAAGAGGCAGAACGGACAAACCGUCGCAAUGGACACGAAAACGCCGGCUUCCUAUCCAAAGAGGCAGGAUUCUCACCUCUCAAAACAAUGAAGGCACUUCCGCCUUCCCAUGCAGCAUGGGACCAACUUGUUUCCGACCUACCUCACCUAAUCCAAACACAGACCGUCCGAGAUACUGUUACCAAGAUUCCACUGCUUGAUGCAUCUCCCGAAGCUUUGCCAGACAUAUAUCUCCAACGGGCCGCCACCAUCCUUGGAAUGACAGCCCAUGUGUUUGUCCGCAUGGAAGGGAACGAGCCUCUCUCACUGAAAUACGACGGCCAUAGUGAUAUACUGCCUCCAUCGCUUGAGAUCCCGUGGACGGUGGUGUGCAAACGUCUUGGACGACCAGCCCCGGCUCUCACCUACGUUGACGGAAUGGUAGCUAAUUUCACAUCGACCAGUUCGUCACAUAGUGGAGUGACGCUCGAGAACUUGGAGUUGCUGAUUCCAACUGUCGGUACGAAAGAAGAACACACAUUCAUUGGCAUAAUGAUUGAAAUAAAUGCCAAGACGAUACCAAUUCUGCAUCAAAUCAUCGAGGCCCAGAGAUCUGUCAUGGUGAAAGAUGUCUCCUCCCUCAAAGACGCAAUACGAAGUCUCCAUUCACUCAUCAAACAAAUCACCCGGAUUCUCAGUAAGCUCAAUACGAGCCGAGCACACAAAUCGCAUAUUGAUCCGGUCUUGUGGACGCUCACCAUAGGGAAUUUGGGAAUCCCUUGGGUGAAAGACGUGGUCGGAGCGGCAGGUACAGCACAUCCAUUCUUUCACAUGAUGGAUGAAUUUACCGGACGAUUUGAAUAUCUCACCGGUAUCGGCCAAGAAGCGCAAAUUGUUCGAGCGACGUAUCCUAUCCAUUGGCGGCAGUUUCUCAAGGCCAUGAUGGAAGUGUCAGUCUCGGAAUAUGUUGCUUCGUCCAAGGAUAGAGAGUUAAUGGACCUCUGGAAAACCUUUACAUCCUCAUAUCACGGCAAUGACGGUUUACUGGGAUUCCAUCGGCGAAAGGUGUUCGGCUUUCUUGCUGUCUCGUUUAGAAUUGGGCGAAGCACAACAAUCAAUGGUCUAGGUCACAAGCGAGAGACAGCGCCCUGGCAUGAGGUCGAUCAAGAAUUAGAAAAGGCACGCCUGGAACGAAGAUGUCUCGACCCAGAUGAGCACAACCUGGAUACCGAACCCAGCUCGGACAAAGUCUUUGUAUCCGAGCUCAUCAAACAUAAUUCUGAAGAAACUGGUUAUUGGUUCUCGGCCAAGGGGAGUGUAUACGACGCAAGCUCAUUUAUGCAAAAGCAUCCGGGAGGGGAUACUGUGAUUGCGUUGUGCAGCGGCCAAGACAUUACCGACAGUUUGAGGGCAGUGGGUCAUUUGACGAAUACUUCAAUACGCAGUAAACUGGAAACCUAUCGGAUAGGCAUAUUGGAAAAGCCGAAAUUCGCUUCUUCCCAGAUAGAAGACGUUUACAUGGCCGCGGUUGAACUUGGUCAAAAGGCAGCCGAAAUGGAAAACGUGUAUCGGAGGAAUUUCCAGUUGUUGAAUGGGAAACUCACCACGCUGGAUCAGCCAAAGAUUCUCACGCCUCAGAAAGCACGACACCUACUUAAUGCCAAGAAUAGAUUUCAGGACGAGUAUGUGCCGAUAUUGGCAAUGCUUCUGGAUGUCCUACUCGAGAAUAUCGCGAUGCUGGACAUGAAGCUUGACCUUACUACCACUCUUGACCUUACUACCACUCGUGCACGAAUGGUCGGUCUUCUUUCGCCAGGAACAGGCCCAGGCACUGCAGCCCGUUUCUUGGACUAUGGAAUGGUGCUAGACACGCUGCGGAGAGACUUGAGUCGGCUGACUGAAGUAAAGGAGCUUGUUGCGAUGAUUCUUGGAACCUUUGAAGACGAUGGCUUCACAUGUUCUCAACCAAGUCGGCUAGAAUCAAUUGUAGGCAUGUUAAAUAGAAUAGCAAGUCACUUGGUAGUGCUUGCUGGGAAAUGA